This is a messenger RNA of Cucumis melo (muskmelon), 1363 nucleotides long. RefSeq names its product dirigent protein 24. The record is from RefSeq and is a predicted model, not a curated record. Bases 39 to 1223 code for a protein of 394 amino acids. Lineage: Eukaryota; Viridiplantae; Streptophyta; Magnoliopsida; Cucurbitales; Cucurbitaceae. The transcript has 2 exons.
UCAAACUUCAAUCAAUAUUUCCUCUCCUAAUUUGCAAAAUGGCUAAGACUCCUCUUUAUUUCUUCUUCUUCUUCUUUUUGUUGGUGAGUUUCUAUGGUGUAAGAUCUGCCAUUGCUGCCAGAGUAUUAAUGGAUGAUGACGCCGACGCCGAGUCUCUGUCACAAACGCCGGCAGUUACCCCUCCUCUGGCCACCAUCCCCUCGCCGGCCACCACUUUUCCGGCAACUCAGGGUGGAACAACCGCACUACCAUCAACCACGGGAAGCUCAGUUCCAGCAACCACUCCAUCUCCGGCCGCUACCAACGACGACGAGGAAGACGACUCUGCAAUACCCCGAACCAAUCCGCCAGUGGCAGCAACCAACAAUCCAGGACCAACACAAGAUGAUCAAGAAGAUGACAAUGCAACUACUACUCCAGCCGCGGUAUCACCGACCGCUGCCGUACCCACAUUACCAUCACCGCCAACUGAGCCCCUUCCUGCUGCAGUUAAGGGUCCAGAACCAAUUUCAUUUUACAUGCACGACAUUCUCGGAGGAUCCCAUCCCUCCGCCCGAGUAGUCACCGGAAUCGUGGCCAACUCAGAUAGUAGUGGCAUUGCGUUUUCGAAGCCCAACGACAACUUCUUCCCAAUCCAAGGAACACUCCCUCUAUUCAACAACGACAACCUCAAGAACAUCAUCAAUAACAACAACAACCUCCCUUUCCUCGCCGGCUUCAAUGGCGUCGCACAAGGCAACAACUUGCUCCUCCAAAAUAGCGCCAACAAUGGUAUCCUCAGCGGUGAUGAAGACAAUAACCAGCCCUUCGUCACCGCUGGCCAACUCCCUUCUAGAGUUACUCUUCAACAGCUCAUGUUCGGCUCCGUCACCGUGAUUGACGACGAGCUGACCGAAGGCCAUGAGCUCGGGUCCGCAGUGGUGGGUCGAGCACAAGGUUUUUACAUGGCUAGCUCGUUGGAUGGGACCAGUCAGACAGUGGCUUUAACGGCAUUGUUUCACAGCGGUGGCCACGAGCACGUGGCUGAGGAUAGCAUAAGCUUCUUUGGGGUUCACCGGACAGCAACGGCAGGAUCGCAGAUUGCGGUAGUGGGGGGGACAGGGAAGUAUGAGAAUGCAAGAGGGUAUGCAACAGUAGAGAUGCUUCAUCAUCAAGAGGAUCAACACACAACAGAUGGUGCGGAUACUAUUAUUCAUUUUAGUGUUUAUCUAACAGAGGAGUGAGAUAUAGACUUUGGGGUUUGAUUUGUGUUUGAAGAAGAUGGGUUUGGGAGUUUUAAUUAUGUGCAUUUGAAUCAAAUAUUAUGGUGUGUUUUAAUUAAAAUAUCAAAUCUUUAAUGUCAAAGUAAUUUGCUUUUAGCUUA